Molecule: messenger RNA, 2391 nt
Organism: Aricia agestis (brown argus)
Lineage: Eukaryota; Metazoa; Arthropoda; Insecta; Lepidoptera; Lycaenidae
Gene: papi
Product: tudor and KH domain-containing protein homolog
Exons: 15
Coding region: 117-1862 (581 amino acids)
Biological process (GO): spermatogenesis
Molecular function (GO): RNA binding
Source: RefSeq, a predicted model, not a curated record
GAUACGAAAUCCUAAUUUUAGAAAAACUUAUAUUUCGAAAGAUAUUUAGAUAUGUUAUAUAUUUCUUUUUAACUACUAGAUAUACCGUUGAAUCUUGGUGUGAAUAACGGGAUACCAUGGCAUUGAAUACUAAAUUGAUGGUUCCUCUUGCUUUGGGCUUUUCUCUGGUGACUGUAACAGCGUUUGUUGUAUAUUAUGUAUUCAAAGAAGAUAAGAACGAGAAGGAGAAAAAUGUGAAAACCACAAAAUUCCAUAUGAUUGAAGUCGAGGUACCCAAAAGUAUUGUGCCAGCUCUUAUAGGGCGCAAUGGCUCCAACAUAAAGCAAAUCGAGCAGAAGUCCGGCGCCAUGAUACAUUUCAAGAAGUUUAGCGACAAAGAGUAUGAUGUGUGUGUAAUACGAGGCAAGAGUAGUACCGCCCAAGUAGCUGAGACCCUAGUACAUGACUUCAUAAGUCAGCAGCCUGCGAUACUGGAAGAUAGCUUCUCUGUACCAGUGUGGGCUGUGGGAAGGAUUAUUGGCACCGGUGGCGAGAACAUAAACAACAUAAGUCACACGAGCGGCGCGCGCGUGCGGGUGGAGGGGCAGCGCGGCGCGGCGGGGGAAGGGGCACUGCGGCUCGUCACCGUGCGCGGUACUGCCGAGCAGAUCGCGCGAGCCAGGGGGAUGGUUGACACCUGCGUGGAGCAGGAGAAAUGCCGUCGCGAGAUCGAGGCGGCGAAGCGGAGCCCGCGCGGGCCGCAGCCUUCGCCGCCGCCCGACACGGACACACAGACAGGUUCGCGCACGCAUGUCAACCGCGAGUCGGCGGGGUCGUCGAUCGAGGUGUACGUGUCGGCGGUGUCGUCGCCGUCGCGGUUCUGGGUGCAGCUGGCGGGCGCGCAGGUCGCCCAGCUCGAUGACCUGGUCGACCACAUGACGCAGUACUACGGCAGCAGGGAGAGAAGGGAGGCGCAUAAGCUGUCCCACGUGAGCGUCGGUCAAGUGGUAGCGGCGGUGUUCCGACACGACGGGCGGUGGUACCGCGCCCGCGUGCACGACAUACGUCCCAACGAGUUCGACGCCACGCAGCAGGUGGCAGACGUGUUCUUCGUGGACUACGGCGACAGCGAGUACGUGGCGACACACGAGCUGUGCGAGCUGCGUGCUGACCUGCUGAGACUGAGAUUCCAGGCGAUGGAGUGUUUCCUGGCGGGCGUGAAGCCGGUGGGCGCGGAGACCAGCCCCGCGCAGCCCUGGCCCAAGUGGCACCCGCAGGCCAUCGAGCGGUUUGAGGAGCUCACACAGGUGGCACGAUGGAAGGCGUUAGUGUCGAAGACUCGCUCGUACCGGCGCGCCGCGACCGCGCCCGGCGGCGGCGAGCACGAGAUCCCCGGCAUCGAGCUGUACGACGUCACCGACGCGGGCACGGUGGACAUCGGCGCGACGUUAGUGGCGGAGGGCUGGGCGGAGGAGAGCGCGGAGCGUCCGCCCCCGCACACCCCGCACUCGUACGGUGACCUUGAGCAUAGCAGAGUGCUGGGUAUGCUGGAGCCCCGAGCGUCGUCGUUGCCCAAAGACCACAAAGACAGCCCCGGGACGCCGAUCACGCCCGACAUCAGCAUGAAUCCAGCUCUAGUCUCCAAAUCGAUGGCAUCAGGACUGGACAACGCGGUCGGCCAACUCGUCAAAUCCGUCGUCAAUUUCGACAUCAACUUACCCGACAAGUCUAAACUUAAACUGAACCUUAACGGUUCCAGUGAUCUGAUAGCGGCCGAAAAAGAACUACCGAAGACCCCAGUAAAUGAGCUAAAAGCUAACAUGAAUAGGAUAGACUCACAUCAUAGCUUAGAGGGCUUGGCGAGAGCACAUGAUCAUAAGUAAUAUAUAAAUUAGUUAGAUGAGCAACCACUUUGUUAAUGUCUACUGUUUUUUUGUAAGUAUUGAUUAUCUCUUUAUCUUACCUUAAAUUAAAAAACUUAUAAGGAAUAGGUUAUCUAUACAAUGUUUUUGGUUUUUUUGUCUUUCAAGCGACUUUUCCAAAAACAAAGACAUAACUUUGUAUAGCAUAAUUAUAUGAAUUGUAAUAGUUUUAUUUGACUAACCUCGAUAAUUUUCAUAAAAAUCAUCGCCUAUAAUAAAUAUGGAUAAAGAGACGUGUCGGAUUCUCGAGACAUCAAUAAAGUGGUUGUAAUGUAUAAUGUUUGAAGGAAAUUAUUUUAAUCCUUUAUCAUUGCUGUUGUAAAAUAAUAAGUUACGAAAGUCAUACUUUCUAAAUUUUAAAUGGUGUCGAGAUAUGUUUUACUUAGAUAACCCAGACACGCUUGAUAUGCUAUAUCUCUAUGACAAAAAAGAAGCUCAUUUUUAAACCAACUUCCAAAAGGAGGAGGUUUCUCAAUUCAACCGUACAGUU